This is a messenger RNA of Chenopodium quinoa (quinoa), 711 nucleotides long. RefSeq lists its product as uncharacterized. The coding region runs from base 1 to 711 and encodes 236 amino acids. NCBI's taxonomy places the organism in Eukaryota, Viridiplantae, Streptophyta, Magnoliopsida, Caryophyllales, Amaranthaceae. The record is from RefSeq and is a predicted model, not a curated record. The transcript has 2 exons.
AUGACUGGUAAUGGUUUUCAUGUUAGUGAAGGUGACUCUUGUGUUUAUUCUAAGCAUGAUAGUCUUGGUUGUGUGAUUAUUUGUCUUUAUGUGGUUGACAUGUUAAUUUUUGGGACCGACUUGGAUCGAGUAAAUGAGACAAAACAGUUUUUGAGUUCGAAUUUUGAAAUGAAAGACAUGGGUGAGGCAGAUGUGAUUUUGGGAGUAAAAAUUAAAAGGACUUCAAAUGGCAUCUGUCUUAAUCAAUCACACUAUGUUGAAAAACUUCUUAAAAAGUUUGACUCAUUUAAUGUCGAUCCAGUUGAGACUCCAUAUGAACCGAGCUUCCACCUAAAGAAAAAUAAUGGUGAUUCAGUUGAUCAGUUGGAAUAUGCUAGAAUUAUUGGGAAUAAUUCCCCUUCCACUAGUCAUCAGUCAGGAAGUUCUUCUCCCACUCAGAGUAAUCAAGCAGGGUCAGAUGGAGGGCAGGAAGAAGGAGAGAUGAUGGAUGAGAGUAACCAUACUGUUGCUAGUUCCAUUAUGGAGAUUCCAAAUCCAAAUCCACCUCCAACUCCAAUUAUAAUCGACAUUUCAUCCGACGAUGAGGAAGAUGAAGUGUUGUUCCAAGUAGAGCAAGAACCAAAGUCACCUGAACCAAUGGAGGAAGAAGAUGACCCAGAAUUUGAUCCUGGAAGCUACAAACAAUCUACCGACAAGAAGGAUAAUGUUUGA